UAUUCGAAUCAAUGAUCAAUCGAUCAUGAUGAUUCAAAUAAAUUUUCGAUCUCGAUUGAUAGUCGGAAAUUAUUUCCGACAAUCUAUACGCUAUCGAUCGGAUAAAUUACCAGUGCCAUUAUCUUUUGUGAAAGCUCAACCAAAAUCGAUCUCGAUAGAUAUUAAUAAAAAACCGUUAUUGAGUUUCCAUGGACUUUUUGGUUCAAAAAUCAAUUUACGAUCAUUGAUGAAUCAAAUUUGCACUCGUACGAAACAGCCAUGUUAUUCAUUUGAUCUUAGGAAUCAUGGUGAAAGUCCACAUGUAGACGGUGAUAAAUCAGAUAUGAAUGCUAUGGCAUCAGAUAUUCUUCUCUGGAUGGAUACAAAUCAAAUUGAUCGAGCCGAUCUUCUUGGACAUAGCCUCGGUGGCCGAGUCAUUUCACAAUUUGCAUUUGAUUGGCCUGAUCGUGUUGAUCGAUUAAUUUUAGUUGAUAUAAGUCCACUGCCAACAUUGCCUAAAAUAGAUUUUCUUACUGAAAAUUUUUUCGAUUUACUUGAAGAUUGUAUAAAACAAUUGCCUGCACAAAUGAAUCUAAGUCAAGCUCGUCAACAUGUUCGUACAAGAUUGAUCGAGGUAAUUUCGAAUACAUUUAUCGUGGAUUUUUUCCUACUAAACCUUUAUCAAGAUAAAGAUGGUAAGAUUAAAUGGCAUUUCAACACACGUGCUUUGGAAAUGUUGGUACGAAAUCGAAUGGCCCAUCAAUUGGAUACAAAUAAACCAUUUAAUGGUAAAUCAUUGAUUAUAUAUGGUGAACAAUCGGAUUAUGUACGACCAGAUCAAUUUGAUCAGAUACGAAUGAUAAUGCCAAAUGUUCAAUUUGUUAAUAUAGCAAAUACUGGUCAUUAUUUACAUGUAGAAAAAGCUCAACAAUUUAUCGAUAUUGUUGUUGAUUUUUUGAAAAAAUCUAAUAGCUAAA
Messenger RNA from Dermatophagoides pteronyssinus (European house dust mite), 956 nucleotides. Its product is annotated as sn-1-specific diacylglycerol lipase ABHD11-like. Gene Ontology annotation, biological process: lipid metabolic process. The record is from RefSeq and is a predicted model, not a curated record. Gene Ontology annotation, molecular function: carboxylic ester hydrolase activity. Lineage: Eukaryota; Metazoa; Arthropoda; Arachnida; Sarcoptiformes; Pyroglyphidae. Gene Ontology annotation, cellular component: mitochondrion.